Sphaeramia orbicularis (orbiculate cardinalfish) is the source of this 3940-nucleotide messenger RNA. It is a transcript of the gene selenon, whose product is annotated as selenoprotein N. Gene Ontology annotation, cellular component: endoplasmic reticulum membrane. The record is from RefSeq and is a predicted model, not a curated record. The transcript has 12 exons. Gene Ontology annotation, biological process: calcium ion homeostasis; skeletal muscle fiber development. Gene Ontology annotation, molecular function: calcium ion binding. NCBI's taxonomy places the organism in Eukaryota, Metazoa, Chordata, Actinopteri, Kurtiformes, Apogonidae.
AUCCAUAUGCUUGUGGAUUGGUUGUGGGAAAUAAGAAAUCUGUUCUGCUAGCUAGCCAACACCACACUCCCAGCUGCUGUGACGAGUCGGACACACACGGGCCGGACAAGAAGACAACACCGGGACCCGGAGACAGGACGACGGGACCGAGCGGAACAUUUAUCGGAGCCGAAGUUCGCCGCUACACCAUCUGAGGCGGUGACUGCUGGAAACCAGGAUUUGGACUUUAUCUGACGACCAUGCCUUUUCUGAAACAGCUGUAGUGGUGGUGGAGAAUGGCCGCAGACGUGGAUAAAAGACAGCCGGAUGAUGAGGGCAAGAAUUCACCGCCAAACGGGCACCGGAGUCCGGGUUCUGGAUCCUGGGUGUUACGGCGGAUGUGGACCCUGCUGGUAGUUAGUGCCGUCCCUCUGGUCGCCUUUGGGAUCAAGUAUUAUCAAGAUGCACAGUUCCUCAAACGUCAUGAAGAGAGUGUUCGGACUCUGGGAGCCGAGGGUCUUUUUCUUUUCUCUUCCUUAGACACUAACCAUGACCUUUAUCUCAGUCCAGAGGAGUUUAAACCCAUCGUUGAGAAACUCACAGGGAUUACACCUCCAGUGGAUUUUGAGGAUGAGGUAAUCCAUGACCCCAAUGGAGAAACUUUGACCCUGGAGGCCAAAAUGCAGCCUCUGCAGCUCGACUCCAUGACAAAAAGCAAGGAUGGUUUCCUUGGGGUUUCUCAUAGCUCUCUGAGUGGGCUGCGGGUGUGGAAGUCUCCAGCAGUGCCUUCUUCUUCCUUCUCUGCCAGCCAGUUCAGGGCCUUCCUGCCCCCAAAGAACAAAGGGGAAGUGGGAGACACAUGGUGGGUGAUUCCGAGCGAACUCAACAUCUUCACUGGCUACCUGCCCAACAAUCGCUACCACCCUCCCACACCAAAAGGCAAAGAGGUUCUCAUUCACUCCCUGCUGAGUAUGUUCCACCCUCGGCCCUUCAUCAAAUCGCGUUUCGCUCCUCAGGGCACAGUCGCCUGCAUUCGUGCCAGCAAUGACUUUUAUUAUGACAUUGUCUUCAGGAUUCAUGCAGAAUUCCAGCUCAAUGAUGUGCCAGACUUCCCCUUCUGGUUCACACCGGGUCAGUUCACCGGGAACAUCAUCCUUUCUAAAGAUGCAUCUCAUGUUCGCCACUUCCACCUCUAUGUCCCCAGUAACAGGUCUCUAAAUGUGGACAUGGAGUGGUUGUAUGGGGCGAGUGAGAGCAGCAACAUGGAGGUUGACAUAGGAUAUCUUCCACAGUUGGAGCUGCUGUCCACAGGCCCGUCCACUCCUUCUGUUAUCAUCGAUGAACAGGGAAACGUCAUCGACAGUAAAGACAUCAACGGUGAGCCCAUCCAGUUCAUCUUCGAGGACAUCCACUGGACGUCAGAGAUCAGUCGGCAGGAAGCUGCUCGCCGCCUGGAGGUCACCCUCUACCCCUUUAAGAAGGUGACCUACCUGCCUUUUUCUGAAGCUUUUGAGCGAGCUGAAGCAGAAAAUAAACUGGUGCAUUCCAUUCUGCUCUGGGGGGCUUUAGACGACCAGUCCUGCUGAGGUUCAGGGCGAACUCUCCGGGAAACGGUCCUGGAAAGUUCGCCCGUCCUGGCCCUGCUCAACCAGAGCUUCAUCAGCAGCUGGUCCCUGGUCAAAGAGCUGGAGAACAUGCAGGCUGAUGAGCAGAACCCUGUGUUGAGCGUAAAGGCCCGCCUACACUUGGAAAAGUACAACUUUCCUGUGGAGAUGAUGGUGGCACUGCCAAAUGGAACUAUUGUCCACCACAUCAAUGCCAACUUCUUCCUGGACCAGACAGCCAUGAAACCAGAAGAGGAAGGAGCCACUUUCAGCUUUUCUGGGGGGUUCGAGGACCCCUCCACUUCCACUUAUAUCAGUUUCCUGAAAGAAGGGUUGGAGAAAGCCAAGGAGUAUCUGACACACUAAAACAUGUGUUCGUGGUGCGUCCUGGCCCGAGAGACUCGACUGGAGGAAGUGAUAAUCAUUCCUCAGGGUAAUGCUCCGAGAUAAGAAAACCCUUCACUAAUUAUACACCGGCAGCUGAGAAACAUUUUUGCCUUCUAUCCUGUUUGUUACUAUUUAUUCAGGCAUAGUAUCUGGUCAGAGAUAGUUUUUUACAUUAGUUUAAAUACACACUGAUUUGUAUUGUGACAUGGAAAAGGUCUGGGUAGAAAUACUGCAUCUCAAAUAUAAGGUUACUGACGUAUAGUAGUAGUACAAAGGCUUUAUACACCAAAAGCAGCAAAUAUCUUUAGAUAUGCUUUCUGCUGCUGAUUGGUGUUGGUAUAAAACAAAAUACAGGCCUGCCAAGUUGUUCUCAUGAAUGACAAAUGAAGCGCAUCAUAAUAUAUUAGAAUGUUUAGUUUUCCUUCCAUAUGUUGGUGUUGCUUGUGUAAUAUUUAAGGACUGAGUAUAAGUGUUUUCCUGCUGCUGAGAGUCCCCAAAGACUGGGCCGGUGGGUUGUUGCCUCCUGUUGUGUUCCAGCAUUUUGUGAAGGUCUUGCCCUAAAGCUGUCUCCGAGCUGGGCGGCGCCUGAUGUUAUUGCUGUGGCAGCCGGAGGGAACACCCAUCUGAGAGUCAGGGGACGACGGCAGCUGAAGAAAACUGGACUGUUGCACAUUAGAUCACGACAUGAAUUCAGUUUAUUUGAUGUUUUCUUCUAUUUUGAGUUUGAAACCAAAUGUUGAGUGUUUUGUAUCCAUGUGGCAGUUCACACACGACCACACCAAAGAAGUUUUAACGCGCAGUAGAGCAGGUGUCGUUGCCACGUGGUUCAUAUUUAUGCAACUGUCUGGAACGCAAAAUAAUUUGCUUCUUGACUUUAAAGGCACAUGAUGACACAAUGUAUUGUGUUUAUCCCCUUUUAGGCUUCAUUCAGGUUCACGUGUUUCCUCCACUGUCUUUAUAUUCAGAACAAAAAAGAUGCUACCAGCAAAACUGCACAUCAUGUCUGCAAAGAAAUGUUUCCCAUAGUCAUGAAAAACCUGGAAAAGACAUGGAAUUUGAUUUUUAGGCCUGUAAACUCUUCACCAUUUUUAGAUUGAAGUAGGUCAAAUUAUGCAAAAACUGGCAGCAAAUCAUAUGUUAGAGCUGAUUUAGAAGACUUUCAGAUUUAGACACUGAAGAGAAAUGUUAAAAAUGGAGUCAACCUCAGGGUUUUCCUUUGAUUUCUGGAUGCUUAGGUCCUUGGAUGCCAUUUUAUUUUCAUUAUUUGCCUAAAAACAAUGCAUAAUGUUACAUCUAUUAUUACACUUAAUAGAAAAUGGACCGUUAGUAUUUGAAGAGAAUAUGAAAAUAACUGGCAAUAAGAGAAUGAGAAGAGCUGCUCCUCGGUUAAUUACUAAUUAUAUUUAUGGUUGUGAAUAUCUCAGAAAUUAUGAGACCUUGACAGUAUUUUGAAAUUUAGUCUGAAAAAUUAAUAGAGCAGACUGUCAUUGUGAUAAGGCACAAUUAAUAUAUGUAAAAAUGUGAGGGAAUCCUGUUUUUUAUUUAAUUAAAAGUAUCCAAACUGAGGUAUUUAGGUGCAAGACAAGAAGUACAGCCCCGAAGGCCAAAACAGAAUAUCAGUCUGCUCACUGCAGGACUCCAGAUGAUUCAUUUCAAUUUUUAAAAUAUUCUCUCUUGUUGGGAACAUUUCAGUUCAGCAGCUCUUCAGGGAGGAGCACAAGAGAAGGUUUUAAAGAAUAAAAUUAUGCAUUCAGAGCCAUUCAUUGUUGGGUUUUGUGUGAAACAGAUCAACUCAUUUAAAUUCCUACCUGUGAUGUUUGAUAUAUGAGAAAAACACUGAAUUAAAAUGUGACUCACUUUCAGUCCAUUUCAGUCCAUGUCUGCUUGGAGCCUUUAGGGAGAAAACACUACAGCUCUGUAACCUAUGAGUGCCACUUUUUCAUAAGGUGAAAUAAAUCAUUUUUUACAAA